AACGCUGUCAGCGUUCAAGUAGAAUGUACCCACGAAAGAAAACAAAAUUCCGACAAUUUUUUACAACAUUCGACUUCGUUUAGAUAUAGCUACUAGCAGCAUGUGCUCUGAAUGUUCGUGAAACAAAUGACAUUAUGUAGUCGAAAUUUGUGCAGCAACAAAGCAAGCCAGUUAUAUUUUGGUGUACGGAGUCACGUAGUAGUAGUACAAAUCACGGUAGCACCGCACUGACACACCACAAGGCACAAACCAUGGUGAAUAGUGACCCCGCUUCACGGUCACGGUGCCCACGGUACAUUCAUUCUAUGUAUUUGUGUCUAUAUGAAUUUUGCGUGUUGCGUCAAGUAAAAGUGUGCGUUCUCGAGUUUUCGUUAUCUGUACGUCUAUACUUACUGUAUUUUUUCGGCGCUAUACUGUGAAUAAACCUACAUUUUACAUAGUUUUCCUACCGUGUCUAGAGGUGAAAUUAAGAUAGCGAACAGAAGAGUGCUUAUAGGCUAAAUCACGGAACUGUCGCAAGACAGAAAAUAAAAAUAUUUGCAGUUCUCGGCACUAAAAUGAAUAUGCGUAUUUAGACGAUACGACAUAUGGGCGAAGAAGACUGUCCAAGAUAGAAGUUGUUGCUAGCUGUUACACUUUUUUCAUCCUGGUGGCUCCUAUCUCACGGACUAACCACCGUUCAGCUGUUUUCUAUAGGGAAGUGUACUGCGAGGCAAGGGAAUAUUUCAUAGUGACAUUGAAAUCAUGAAUGCCUCAGAACAUGGGUUUAACCCAUCCUUUAACAUGGCCUCCAUAAAGCAGGCUUUCAAUGAGGCUGUUGAAAGAGUAUCAACAGUCAGGAUGCCUGCACCAACUCGACUCCGAGAUCUUAUAAGGCAAAUAAGAGCAGCCAGAACAGCGGCUGAGGAGCGUACUGUAGUAAACAAAGAAUGCGCUUAUAUAAGAUCAACGUUCAGAGAAGAAGACAGUGUCUGGAGAUGUCGGAAUAUCGCAAAACUUUUGUACAUUCAUAUGCUCGGUUAUCCUGCCCAUUUUGGACAAUUGGAAUGUUUAAAAUUGAUUGCGUCGCCGAGGUUUACGGACAAACGUAUUGGUUAUUUGGGCGCUAUGUUAUUGCUUGAUGAACGACAAGACGUUCAUCUUUUGAUUACCAAUUGUCUUAAAAACGAUUUAAACAGUUCCACACAAUUCGUGAUUGGUCUAGCGUUAUGUACUUUAGGCGCGAUAGCCUCACCGGAAAUGGCGCGAGAUUUGGCUUCAGAGGUUGAACGAUUGAUGAAAUCACCGAACGCCUACAUACGAAAAAAAGCUGCUUUGUGCGCAUACAGAAUAAUACGCAGAGUACCCGAGCUCAUGGAAAUGUUUCUGCCAGCUACGAGAAGUCUCUUGACUGAGAAGAACCAUGGAGUUUUAAUAACGGGUGUGACACUAAUUACCGAAAUGUGUGAGAAUAGCGUUGACACCUUGAAUCACUUCAAGAAGGAAUGCGGCCAUCGAGAGAUUGUUCCGAAUCUCGUGAGAAUUUUGAAGAACCUCAUACUCGCGGGUUAUUCGCCAGAGCAUGAUGUUUCUGGUGUCUCGGAUCCAUUUUUACAAGUGAAAAUCUUACGUUUGUUGCGCAUACUAGGACGCAAUGAUGUUGACGCCUCCGAGGCGAUGAAUGAUAUCCUUGCUCAGGUUGCCACCAACACGGAAACGAGCAAAAACGUUGGUAAUACGAUAUUGUACGAAACCGUUCUGUCAAUUAUGGAUAUUAAGUCAGAAUGUGGAUUGAGAGUUUUGGCAGUUAAUAUACUUGGACGUUUUCUUCUAAACAACGAUAAAAAUAUUCGUUACGUCGCUCUUAACACUCUCCUUAAAACCGUAUAUGUUGACACAAGCGCCGUGCAGAGACAUCGCUCUACGAUAUUGGAAUGUCUUAAAGAUCCUGAUGUUUCGAUUAGACGACGUGCCAUGGAGCUUAGUUUUGCCCUCGUCAAUACAAAUAACAUCAGAAACAUGAUGAAAGAGUUACUCUUGUUUCUUGAGCGUGCUGAUCCUGAAUUUAAGGCUCAGUGCAGCAGCAAUAUCGUCAUGUCGGCUGAGCGUUUCGCACCAAAUAAACGCUGGCAUCUCGAGACACUCUUUAAAGUUCUAGUAGCGGCCGGCAGUUUCGUUCGUGAUGAUGUGGUAGCGUGCACGAUUCAACUUAUUUCGGAAACUCAAGCACAACAGAGUUACGCCGUAAGCGCCCUUUGGCGAGCCCUCGAAAGAGACACUUUCGACAAGCAACCAUUGGCUCAAGUAGCUACGUGGUGUAUCGGUGAAUAUGGUGACUUGUUGCUCUAUGGCCCCCCGAUUGACGAUGCUGACACACCAAUAAAUCUCACGGAAGACGAUGUGAUUGAUGUUUAUCAAAGGUUACUUUGGAAUCCUCAAAAUACCGUAGUGACGAAGCAAUACACACUUUUGUCUCUGACAAAACUGAGCACGAGAUUUCAGCGAGGAAACGAGAAAAUACGACAGAUUAUAGACACUUUUGGAAGUAAUCUGCACAUUGAACUUCAACAGAGAGGAAUUGAAUUUUCGCAAUUGUUUCGUAAGUACGACCAUUUGAGGCCCGCUUUGUUGGAGAGGAUGCCACCUAUGGAAACCGCGAGACCUCAGGCCAAUGGAAUAAUAGGUAUGGUGAACGGCGAAACCGAACUCGAGGAGGACAAAUCAUUGAAUUCAGGGAUCGAAUCGAUCGCGCAACCUCCUUCGGAUUCGAGUGCUUUGUUGGAUCUUUUGGGCACCAGUGACCUUGAAAUAACAGUCCCAGUUGUGGUUUCAACAGUAAGCAGCGAAACUCCUAACAAAACAACGUCAGUUAGUAAUAACGACCUUUUGGACUUACUUGGUGGUUUGGAUCUUGGCAGUCCGGAAAACGCGGUUACACCAGCGGCAUCACUUAGCCAUCCAAUUUCACAACCGCAAUCUCAGUCUUUCUUCAGCUCGACCAACACAACAAGUUUCCUUGUUAACGACCUUCUUCAUUCAACUGCAGUGGAAAACGAAGUUCCAAACAUGGUUGUUCACGACAAAGCUGAUCUGAAGAUCAUUUUCAAGAUGGAGAGAUCAAACGACUUUCCUGAUGUUUUAGUUAUAAACAUGCUUGCCUGCAACACUGGGCCAACCCCAUUGACGGACUUUCUCUUCCAGGCUGCAGUUCCCAAAACAUUCCAAUUACAAAUGCUUUCACCGUCAAGCACCACGAUAAUACCAUCGGGGCAAGUGACUCAAGUUCUUAAGGUUUCGAAUAUAACCAAAGGAUCACUGAGAAUGCGACUACGUAUUUCAUACGUGGAUGUAUCAGGCACCGUACUCGAACAGACGGAGGUCAACAAUUUUCCUACACAAUUGUUCAAUUCACAGUGACAGGAAUAUACGUGAAGGAAGAAACGAAUUGUAUAUACGUGAGCCUAAAAUGAGGAUAUUACGUGUGGUCAAGAUGCAAGAAAUCUCGGUAAAAGAUAUAGAACCAAGAUCGUUCGAACAAAAAAUGAAAGAAUGCGCCUUUAGCUGUAAAGUCCUGCUAGCUUGAGCAACGGAAGUCCUCAGAGUUCACAAAAAUGACUUUUGUGAUAAUCGAGACGCGAGACGAGACGAUUUUUAUAUGUUUAAAAGAAGUAAAACAUCGAUAAUUGAUGUUGGAUAUAUGUGACCAGGUCCACGACUUUUCUACCACUAUCUGUGAGCUGGGAUCAGCUGCUUGGGUGUCGAUUUUUUUAAAGUAGAUUAUAGACAAAAACAGCCCUCCAAAUCGGGACUUACAACAAAGAAAUAUGGUGCCUGUGCAAUUAUUCGAAAGUUAAUUUUUUCACGAGAGUUCUGUAGAGCACAAAAACUCGUAUGAGAUUCUUCUCUCUUUUUCAAUCUUAUAUUUAAAAAGAAAAAAGAAUUGUUUUUUCCUCUAACCGAAAAUUCGGUUAGAGCAAAUUAGUAACCCUUCUCUGAAUUAUCAUUUUUUUUAAUUUCGCGUAUUUUCGAAAUAGUGUCAAGGGCAACAUUUUUCCAAAUAACCAGCUUAAAUUUUUCAUUUAUGUAGAUUCUAUUAUUACCUACACUAAUUUCUAUUUAUCGCCACUUUUACCUUUAUUCGGGGUCUCGUGAAGGUAAUUGAUUUCUAAAAAUCGCUGUUUAUAUAUAGCUGGAAACUUCCUUCUUUUUUUCAAAUGAAAUUGCUUGAAUUAUUCAAGGACUCAAUUCCAUCCACAAACAAAACUAAAAUCUAAUGAUUGAAACGACCAUAAUAAAUUAUGAUUUUUAGACAUGAAAAUGAUUGACAAUGCCAUAAAUAUGGAAAAAAUGACGAAUUUGUAUAUUUGGAACAACCCGAGUUCGCUAAGCAAGUUAAACUCAUUCCUGAAAUUUUCGAAGUUAUGCGGGGAUAUAUCAAAGUAUAAUUCCUAAAUUAUUCUGGCAAUUCCAUUCCUAUAGAUAAAAGUAAUGGGUAAAAAUUAGUAAGAAAUGUACGUGGAUGAGAGAUUUUAGCCGUCUAUUUGUAAAAUCGUUGCCCCGCCGCGUGUUGAAAAAUGGACGGAACUAUAUAAAGCAGCAGUCUCAGAAACGCGUGCUAAAGCAACUGAAUUUUAAUUCAAAAGAACAAACACUUUUUCCCAAACGUCCUAGACGAAAAAAGAGGAAUGCAAGUAUUUUAUCUCCACAAAACUCUCGCAUGAAAAAAAUCAUUUCAUAGGCUAAAUAAUUAACUUUUCAAAAAUUUCGAGAAAUUAUUCACCUAUCAGAUUUUGAUAUACUAAGUUUCAAUUUGGAAGAUCGGCUGUAUUUGAAAUCAGCUUUGUUUGAAAAAGCCAAACAGCUGUAGAAUGCGCAGGCUGUAGUAAGAACUAGUGGAUCUAGCCAUAUAUAAUUUAUCGUUUCUGACAUUUGAAACAUCAUUCAUUUUUUUUUAUUGAUUAUUCUAGAAAGGCUUGUAUAGUUGACUGAAAAAAGUUCUAAAAGAGACGCAUAAAGAUUAUUUUUUGUAAAUAUUAGAUAACAGAUCCGAUUCCUAUUCUAGCCUGUCAAAGAUCGAACUGUCUUAAUAUAUGACAAACAUAAUCGAUCUAAUGACAGAAAUGAAUCAAUAAGACAAGGAGAACAAGAUUAAUAUUUAGAAUACGUUUGACUUGAGCUUUGUCAAUGUUGAAGCCACUUAAGCAUCGUGUUCUGGCAUUACAGGCCAAGCUACAGAGAUUUGGAGUGAGCAUUUUCUACAAAAAGUGUUAGAAGAAAACCAACUGCGCCAUUGUUUGAGGAAUAUCUCCUUAUGAUAUAGUGACCUGUCGUCUACUCGAGUUUCUUAUUUACCGCUUUAUUAUUAAUAAUUUGAUGCAAAAAAAUCGCUCUUUUUUAGUUUUUUGCUUAUAAAAUAAAAACUAUCAGAAUGAUCAGGAUAGAGUGAGUAGACAUUGUAGAGAAUAAAAAUACGAAGAAAAUGAGAGGUCGAACGACUCGAUCGGACCGUCAGUUUUUGAGUUGUAGCGUAGAUCCUCCGGCCAGUAUUAGUCCCCCUUUUUUUAUUAACAUAAACUUCAUUUGUGUGAAAAGCAGGCACAUAGUUUUGGAUCUGUGGCCAUUUGAAUUUUUUUUUUAUGCAAUUUUCCUGCAGCCCUCCCCUACAUUAAAAUGGUCCGAUUUCAAUUUACUAAAAUGAUUUCGAAAGGGGAAUUUUUAUAAUUCAAAAUGUUCAUCUUAGUUUUUCAUGAUAACGUUGAGAAAUAUGUUAAAAAUGGAACUGAGCAGCACGAUAAACGACCGAGCGCGCGACAGUAGUUGAAGAGUGGGGGAGAGCAGCGGGCAAGUCUCAUUGCAUGGGACAGUGCCUGCUUUUCACACAAAUGAAGUGUAUGUUAAGAGGAUGGAUCACUCAGUAUAUCGCAACUGUGGGUGCGAGAGAGAUAGCUGAAAAUUUCGAUUUCGAAAAUUCCAAGUGAGGUUAGUCGACUGAUUCAUACUCUUAAUAACUAAUACUGACCGGAGGAUCUACUCUACAAUUAAAAAAAAACCGAGAUAUUAAUUUUUGAAAAAAAAAUGCAUUUUCGUCGGUUUUUAACGAUUUUCUCCUAAACUAACUGUCCGAUCGAGUCGUUUGACCUCUCAUUUUCUUCGUAUUUUUAUUCUCUACAAUUAGUCUAGUGACUCUAUCACGAUUACCCUGAUAGUUUUCAUUUUAUUAGCUAAAAAAAAACUAAAAAAAAACGAUUUCUAGCAUCAAAUUGUUAAUAAUGAAGCUGUAAAUAAGAAAUUCGAGUAGACGACAGGUCACUAUUUCAUAUGAAGCUAUUCCUCACACAAUGGCGCAGCUGGUUUUCUUCUAACACUUUUUACGUGAAUAAAUCUUUGUAAGCUUGGCCUAUUAUCACAUCACGCGCUUUCAAAGUUUAUGACGCCGCAGUCGAACAUACUCUGAAUUCCCGAAUUUCCGAUAUGAUUAUGGUGAAACGCAGAAAGCAAAAACUGCUCGAACCGUCAUCUAUGUAAAAAGACAAUUUUAUUUGGCGAGGCAAAACAGGCGCACUAAACAAAACAAUCGAUUUAUUUAAUCGACCAAAUAAAUUACAAGAUGUCCUCGUUGAAAAUCAUGUAAUUCUGAUUCUCAAAUGGGAAUGGAAGCGUUUUUUUUUUAUUGUAACAAUACCGAUUCGUCUCGCAUCUCGUUAACGCGAUACUUUGAUACUAUUUCCCAAAAGCUAUCGAUAAAUAUGGUGACCGAUCAAUGUCGAACCAAAAAUGCUGUACUUAAAAAAAUAUACGAAUAAAAUACCGGACAACUGCAAAUUGCCGAAUUAUUUUUCUUUCCGUCAUAGAGCACGGAAAAAAUGGAAUAAAACAUAUUGAACGCACGGAUCAGUGAGCAGGUAUGAAUCAUCAGCAAUUUUGUUUGAGCGUCAGAGAAUUGCUAUAGUUAACCAUUCAUCGAACCUGUGUUAUUCCCUUAGUUACUACACAAAAAUCACAAUAUUUAAUUCGUCAAAGGAGAAGGGAGAGAACGACUGAGCGAGAGCGAGAGAGAGAGAGAGAGAGAGAGAGUAAACUUCUACACUGCAAACUAUGCACCCACAGCGCUACUAAAUGAUGAAAAAAAAAAAAAAAAAAAACAAGAAAAAAGCAAUGAACUCGGUCAAACACUAUAUUGAUGGGAAUAUAAUGCAUCGUGUAAAGAAAAAUAUCUGUAUAUAAAGUGCAUUUUGGCUUCGUUCCUUUUAUCAAUUUCGAACUUCUUUUAACCUGAUACUUUAAACUUAUGAUUUUGAACUUUCGUCUGUAACAUAAUCGAACUGGUAUUUCAUAACUUAUUGGAAUUCAGAAAGUAUAAACGAACGAUUGAAUGCAAAAUUGUUUAAAUAGCGUCAUUAGGAGCAGCAAAAAUGAGAGCGGAACUUUUCUAAAGCGGCAUAUUUCCUCGUAAAUUGUCGUGUAUGUGUGCAGAUGAAAGUAUUAUUCAUAACACGACAAAAAACGACCGAUCACAUCGCUCGUACGGUUGCCGAGUGAAGCACAUAUCAUGAAUCUUCCUUGAUUUUCAUGGUGCAUAUUAAUAGUAUAUUACACACCUAGGGAGGGAAAGUAGACUACUUCAAACCGCGGGCAGAAUUGUCACUCGAGCCGAAAGCAAAAGACAAGCACCGAAAGUUCGCCUUUUCGAAAGCGCCGAAAGUUUGACUUUCCGAAAUCGGAAGGUUGAAUUUUCGGUGCAUGUGUGGUGAAAACUUAUUUUUGUUACAUACACAACAAAAUUUUCGAUAUCACGGGACAGAAACCUAAGUUUCCCCCUCUUGUUUCAAUUAGUUUUCAAUGUUAUAGUUCAUCGGGAAAUACGGAACAUGUCUUUCAAUAUCGAAUUAAUUUUCCUCAAUUAAUCAAAUAUUCUUUACGGAAAACAAUCAAACAUACAAUUAUUUUGGUUAUAGAUGAUUAUUAAUUUCUCUAUGAAACAACGUAUCAGCUGCAUGUCAUGAUCAAUUUUGAGGGUUUAUUUCAUUCUUGUGUGUCUGUUAGGAGAUGAAAAAGACACCGAGUGUUUCUUAUUUUCCGACGAGCUACUAUAUACAAAAUAUUCGAUGAAUUCGGAAUGGGACACUGAAGUGCUUAUUCACGUUCGAUUCCAAUGUCAAUUGUGGUAAUGAUUAGUUCUUUGACCAGCGUAGAAAAAUUAUUGAAAAACUGGAUUUCUGAUAAAUUCAUAAUACUGUAAAUAGAACAUCUCUUGGCUUACUUCAGCGUAGUAGCGCCAAAAAGUAAGGAACAGGACAAACCGUUCAGGGGUAAGACAUUUUCCACACGCACACCAGCCAAAAAUUAUUAUUUUGAGUCAGGUAUGACAAAAAAGUAGCACUCAUAAAUUUUUCAGUCAAAAAGUUCGUUUCUUUAUCCAUAUGUGGAUGAACGCCAUUAUUGUUAUUUUUACCUUUGAGUGUGUUCCCAUUUCACAAACUUCACAAUAAACGAAAUACGUUUUCGACACUCCAGAUGUUGCAGAUAGAGACAUGGCAAUAAGCUACUGUCCACAUGUUCUAUCGUCAGUGCCCAUAAGUUAUAUCAUAAUGGACCUCUGUGUAUACAUAUGAGUGGAUCUAUUAUGCUUUAACUGCAGCUGCGAGUUUAGAUCAGCGAUUUUAUUGCCGAUUUUUGUUUAAAUGACAAUUGAAGUAUGGACUUCAAUAAUAAAGCGGACUUCAAAUUAGAGCAAGAGCUCUUUCUCAAAAAUGUAAGAUUAAAGAAGAGAGAUCACGCUUCAUUCGAAUUUUAAAGCUUUAUCAAGCUUACGUCAAACAAAUCACAAAAAUGGUUAAGGAAAAUAAAAAAAAAAAUGUAUGGUCAUCAAAUUUCUUUUUAAUGUGUUCAAAUCAAGAGGAUCGUUUUUUCUUAGGACUUACGAUUUUGAAAAAAUUGGUAGCCGAAGUGCUUGACUGAAGCCUUUAAAUUGCAGUAAAAAAAAUCGAUCUGCCCAUAUAUAUUCAUGCAACGAAAAACACGUUGAUCUGCUACUGUGUAAGCCGGAUGAUUAAAUGAAAAUCGAAGUUGUAUAUAAUUCUUAGGGAAUCAAAAUGUGAAUCAUUCAAAAAACAAAAUGUAUUUUUAUUCCAAGAAAAAAUAAACGUUUCAUAUCUUGGUUUUUUCA
Messenger RNA from Venturia canescens, 9145 nucleotides. It is a transcript of the gene AP-1gamma, whose product is annotated as adaptor protein complex 1, gamma subunit. Bases 745 to 3396 code for a protein of 883 amino acids. Lineage: Eukaryota; Metazoa; Arthropoda; Insecta; Hymenoptera; Ichneumonidae. Gene Ontology annotation, biological process: intracellular protein transport; Golgi to vacuole transport. Gene Ontology annotation, cellular component: AP-1 adaptor complex; Golgi apparatus; membrane coat. Gene Ontology annotation, molecular function: clathrin-cargo adaptor activity. The transcript has 16 exons. The record is from RefSeq and is a predicted model, not a curated record.